UUAAAACCCCUUCUCCUCCCUUCCUUGUUAACCCCAUCUCUCUCUCUCUCUCUCUCUAUAUAUAUAUAUAUAUAUACACACACACAUAUAUAUAUACAUACAAAAUAACUAGUAACAACAACAACAAAAUGGGCUCUUUGGUGGGACAUGUUGCACCUGGCUUUGGUUUCUUUGCCAUUGGGUUAUGGCACCUUCUAAACCACAUCAAGCUCCAUGCUCUUCACCCAAAUUCCUACACAUCUUUGCCAUGGUUCCCAACCUCAAAGCUCAGGUACCUAGAGCUCUUCUUGAUCAUGGGAGGUUCCUUCAUGUCCAUAGCCAUGGAACUCUUCAUAGGCCCCAGUAAACACCAACCCUUGGAUUCUGAUGGAACCAUCCCCUCCUACCAUCUCCGCAACUUUGAGCACUCUUCCAUAUCGAUGUCUCUCUUUGUUUACGCGGCUUUCGCUAUCCUCCUUGACCGAAUAGGUCCCAAAGCUCAAUAUGGCCUCACCCUGUUCCUCGGUGCCAUCGCCUUUGGCCAACAGCUCCUCGUCUUCCACUUCCACUCCACAGACCACAUGGGUGUCGAAGGUCAAUACCACCUUCUUCUUCAAAUUGUGAUCUCUGUCUCUCUCACCACCACCCUCAUGGGCAUUGGCUACCCCAAGAGCUUCACGGUCAACUUCCUUAGGUCUCUUAGCAUAUUAUUCCAAGGUGUUUGGUUUAUGGUCAUGGGCUUUAUGCUUUGGACACCUGAAUUAGUCCCCAAAGGUUGCUUCUUGAACUUGGAAGACGGUCACAUAGUGGUCCGGUGCCACGAUGAAGAAGCGCUCGAGCGUGCCAAAUCGCUAGUAAAUCUACAGUUUAGCUGGUAUUUAAUAGUAGUAACCAUUUUCGCUAUAUCUAUUUACUUGGCUUUGAUGAAGACUUUUGGCAAAGCAGUUGACUAUCAAUCAUUAACAAUGUACGAAGAAGACGAAGAACAAGAAGACAAUGAGGAUGUUGAGGCUCAGAAGAAAAGCAAACUCGGUGAGUUGAAGAGUUCUAUUUAUAUGGGAAAAGGGCUUACUUCCAUUGCCAAGGUAAGCUAAAAGAAGGGAUUAAAAGAGGUGUAGAUGUGAUUAGGCCAGUAUGUGUCAAAAUUAGGGUUGGUGGUUAUGAAUUGAUUGCCCAGUGUGUCAAAAAGGUGUGUUAUUGUUUGGUUUGUAUUAAUGGCUUAUAGCUUAGGGUUGUGUUUGUGUGUUCAUAUAUAGAAAAGUAUACCUGCAUUAGGGAAGGUUAUGUUACUUAUGUAUGUGGUAGUACGUAGUUGUUAGUAGUAAUUGUUUCUUGAAACCAUCAAAAUAAAAGAAAUUGUGAUUAUAGUAUGUGUCAAAAUUAGGGUUGGUGGUUAUGAAUUGAUUGCCCAAUGUGUAAAAAGACUCAAAAAGAUGUGUUAUUGUUUGGGUUGUAUUGAUGGCUUUUAGCUUAGGGUUGUGUUUGUGUGUUCAUAUAUAGAAAAGUAAACAUGCAUUAGGGAAGGUUAUGUGUGUGGUAGUACGUAGUUGUUAAUUGUUUCUUGAAACCAUCGACUUGUUAAAGUCAAUAUUACAUUUGGUAAUAGUUUUCAGUUGAUCUGAUGGAUUUGGUCACCUUUAGUAGAUUGCUGGGACCAUAAUCUUUAAACCCAGACAAGUCGGCUCAACGGGUCAUGACUCGAGUAUGAAUUGAAUAAACUAGCAAGUUGACUUGGUUUGGACAUUUUUGAGUCAAUUACAUUGCAAAUACACAAAGUUGACUUUCAUGUCUAACCAUUGUGGUUGUAAUCCAGCAAAAAAAAAAAUCCAACCAAAAUUUCAGA
Cornus florida is the source of this 1822-nucleotide messenger RNA. RefSeq lists its product as uncharacterized. NCBI's taxonomy places the organism in Eukaryota, Viridiplantae, Streptophyta, Magnoliopsida, Cornales, Cornaceae. The record is from RefSeq and is a predicted model, not a curated record. The transcript has a single exon. The coding region runs from base 129 to 1073 and encodes 314 amino acids.